Molecule: messenger RNA, 1129 nt
Organism: Magallana angulata
Lineage: Eukaryota; Metazoa; Mollusca; Bivalvia; Ostreida; Ostreidae
Exons: 3
Coding region: 1-837 (278 amino acids)
Source: RefSeq, a predicted model, not a curated record
AUGAUUCAAAAGAAUCUUAACGUCCUACUGUCGAAUAAGUCAUAUAAGACUUUGCAGAUGUUAUACGUUCUGUCAGUUUGUUAUUUGGAGUUCAUACACUGCUCAUGUGGGGAAAGAAUAUAUUAUGGAACGGACAGAAAUUUCGAUGGAACUGUUCCAAAAUCUGAGUCGUAUUUUAUCAACUCCACUUCCCCUCAAACGCUAUGUAAUUGCGCGUUGAAAUGUUUUCAAAGUGUAGUUUUUUGCAUUGGCUUUCUGUUCAGCUCUCAAAAUGCGUCCUGUAAGUUGUUGAAGACAUAUUUGACUGAUGCUAACAAAAACGGUAAUUUUGUUGGAGAGGACUGGGAAUAUCGAAAAAGACCAACAGAAAUCCUGUCUUUGAAUAAGCCCGUCACUGCCAGUUCAAAUUUUGAAGAUUACUAUCCAAAUGCUGGCCACAAGCUCAUUUACCUUGUAGAUGGGAUAAAAAAUGCACCUGGAAAAUUUCACACAUAUUAUGAACCGUAUCCCUGGGUGACAAUCGACCUUGAAAAAUACAGUAUCAUUAGGGAUGUGGUUAUGUAUAACCGCGCCGAUAACCAUGGUCGGUGGCUUCACAGUGUGGAGAUAAGGGUGGGAAACUCUUCUGUCUGGUCAGAGAUGACUACUUGUGGCACUUACCCAGGGCCCAGUGAGACGGGGGAUAUAAUUGUCGUUGAAUGCAGACCAUCACGUUAUGGAAGAUACGUCACUCUGAAGAUAGUUCAACUGAACUAUAUCACAGAUGACUCGAAUGCUAAAAAUGGCAACAAUGCAUUAGUGCUUGAGGAAGUUGUUAUCAACGGACUUUAUUUGUGAAAAAAAGAAGAAAUAUUUCUUCAAUUAUUGAUAUUACAAGUUAGUUGAAUUUAGAAUAGGAUAAAAAUAAAUAACGGAUGGUAUAUAUUUUUUUUCUUCAAUGAAAAAAAAAAACCCUUGCGAUUAAUGAUGAAGUCAAGAUAAUAUAGAACAAAGUUACGAAUGUAGGAAAAACUAGAGACGAGCUCGUUGCAAGCAACGAUUAGAUCUUUCGCUGUAGCUGCGUUAUACUUGUGACGUGAUACAAAAUUGAUACCUGACCAUGCUACAAUACUAGAUGUAUAAAAACUGA